UUUUUUAAACGUCAAAUCAUGUCAUUUCCUUUUGAUUAGUGGGCCGUCCAAUUAUUAAGUUUGUGAUUGUUUGUGAAAUAAAGCGUAAUGAUGGCUGCUGAGGACGCAACAGCGGACGCGACGAGGCGGUUAAAUGUUAAGAAACAAACGCUCGACGACGCGUACGCGGCGCCGGCCAAUUUCCUCGAAAUUGACGUGGUGAACCCAGUGACGACAAUGGGAGUCGGGAAGAAACGCUAUACGGAUUAUGAAGUCCGCAUGAGGACCAAUCUGCCCGUGUUCAAAGUGAAAGAGUCGAGCGUGAGGCGGCGGUACAGCGACUUCGAAUGGCUCAGAAACGAAUUAGAACGAGACAGUAAGAUUGUAGUACCACCUUUGCCGGGCAAAGCUUUAAAGAGGCAAUUGCCUUUCCGUGGAGAUGAUGGCAUAUUUGAAGAGGAAUUUAUAGAGGACCGCAGAAAAGGCUUAGAAACAUUCAUCAACAAGAUAGCCGGGCACCCGCUAGCACAGAACGAGCGCUGCCUGCACAUGUUCCUGCAAGAGCCGACCAUUGACAAGAACUACGUCCCCGGCAAGAUACGGAACACAUAAUAAUCACACUCCGCCCAACUUUGGAACAAUUCUGCUCAUACUAUCUACAUUUAAGCAGAUACGUUGUAAACUACUUUUUAAAGAAGAUAUACUUUUGCGUCUGGGUGAUGUUUAGAUAUGUUUUAGAGGUAUACAAUAAAGGGGGUAAAUUAGUAUUAAGAAUACUAUACACAGGUUAAUAUUGCAUCUAUAUUGUAUCUAUUCUGAUAAAAAACCCAGGCAUUCUACUGUGAUUGCCUUUAUAAUAUGAUAUCUUACUCACAAGAAUUGCUUUUAAAAAUCAUAAGUAAGUAAAGUUAGUCAUUAUUAGACUACCCAUCUCCAACUCUUACUCAAAAAUUAUUUUUAGUUAAGGGUUAUAAAGGGUGUUAAGGGUGCUAUUAUAUAAACAGAUUUUGCGUGAGAAAAAGAUCUCUUAUAUUCUCUAUGUGUAUGAGUAGGUAUUGGCAUAAUCAAUUGAAUUAAGAUCUCAUCAAGUGUAUGUUUUCACCCAGGAUUUCUAUGUAAAUUGGUAGGUUUUUUUCUUUAAAAAGUAGUUUUAUACAAUACAUAUUCACUAAGUGAAAGUUUUAAUUCAGUUAUGCCCUGAUUGGUCGGACUAUGGAGCCUUGGUCAGGUAGGUUCCAGAAUUUUAGUCAAAUUUUAAAUAACUGUUAUUGGUGUUUAUUAAUAUCACUGUUAAAAUAACAAACCGUUGACUAGUUAACUUGAACUGAUAAAGUAUAACACGUUCAGUGCCGAACACCCAACUAUCGGGUAUUUUAUGAUUUCGUUCCCAGGCCGGACAACCCGAUAGUCGGAAUCGUGGUGCUACUGCUUUACAUGACGAAAUUGUUGUGGCCUGGCGCGGAUGUCUUGUUUGGCUGGGUGGCAAUGAAUGUGUUAAAAAUGUAUCUGGGUUUAACCAAGAUAAAUCACUAUGCAAAUUGUUACGAUGACUAAUGUUUUCGAGUCUAUAAAACAAUGAUUCUUUGUCAAGACUUUGGACUUGCCACAGAUAAUUAAUGACACAGACUCCAGUUCAACCAUUAUUUAAAAUACAAAUGAUCUAUUUACACUAAUAACUUAUUUGUUCACAUUACACUAACAUCACUAAUAAUUAAAUGGCGGGAUUGUUCCAAAGUAAUAGAUAAUGUAUCAGUGAUCAUAUUAAAAUAUCACGAAUGCAAUAACCUUCGAGCGAUGGAAAAUGACGACGGAUUUAUGCGGCACUGCAUUCCACAGAUAAAAAAAGAUAUUUAUUUUUGCGUUCAGACUGCAACGAUCUGGUGUGAACAGUGAAUCAUUAUGCUGUGUCUACAUUUGAGUAAACGUUAUCCGCUAUGACAUGACUCAAAUGGGUACACACUAAUAAAAUUAGAACAAAAUUAGUUAUUGUUUGAAAUAAAGCAAUAUUAUUGGAAUUGUUGAAAUUGUUUAGCGUUCAUAAUCUCUAUGUAUAUUCAGUUAGCAUUGCGAGUAAUUAUAUGUUAUAGUCAAUAGAUUAAACAUUAAGGUUAUUUUACUUUAUUUUGUAUACAUAAAAUCUCAUUGGUUUGAAUUCAUUCGCCAUCUUUUUUUUCUAAAUCCCUGCGCAAGAGACCUCUGAACCGAGAUAAUCCUUCUCACUCUCAUAUAUAAUGGGGUCUCUUUUCCGUGGGAGUUUCAUCAUGUUUGAGCUAGCUAAGUGUAUUUAUUUUCCUGGUUUAUUUGGUAUGAGUUGAGAUGCUUCUGGCCUAGAUUGGUA
Molecule: messenger RNA, 2317 nt
Organism: Cydia splendana
Lineage: Eukaryota; Metazoa; Arthropoda; Insecta; Lepidoptera; Tortricidae
Gene: Snx3
Product: sorting nexin-12
Exons: 4
Coding region: 88-591 (167 amino acids)
Biological process (GO): endocytic recycling; late endosome to Golgi transport
Cellular component (GO): early endosome membrane; retromer complex
Molecular function (GO): phosphatidylinositol-3-phosphate binding
Source: RefSeq, a predicted model, not a curated record